Messenger RNA from Echinococcus granulosus, 348 nucleotides. RefSeq names its product glycosaminoglycan N-acetylglucosaminyl N-deacetylase/N-sulfotransferase. The record is from RefSeq and is a predicted model, not a curated record. Bases 1 to 348 code for a protein of 115 amino acids. Gene Ontology annotation, cellular component: Golgi apparatus. NCBI's taxonomy places the organism in Eukaryota, Metazoa, Platyhelminthes, Cestoda, Cyclophyllidea, Taeniidae. Gene Ontology annotation, molecular function: heparan sulfate N-sulfotransferase activity; deacetylase activity. The transcript has 2 exons.
AUGGCUGCUCUUCUUCUCAACGCUAAGAUCAUUGUACUUCUGCGCGAUCCCAUGCUACGGGCACACUCUUGGUAUCAGAAUUUCACCUUCACCGAGGUGCUGAAUGCCAGUAGUUCGGGUGAAGCCAUGGCUUUCGCCACUGUCGCGUCGUCGUCUUUUUGCAACGUCACAUAUCACGCGGCCCAGCUCUACUACCUGCAUCUAAAGUGUGUUGAGCUCAGCGUCUACGCAGAGCACUUUCGUCACUGGCUUCAUCACUACCGCGCUAAUAGUGUGAGCAUUGGGAUAAAAGUACGAGUAACGUUCAGGUCUAGGCGGGACCUUCACGUUCACAAAUGCGUGAAUUAA